Messenger RNA from Lethenteron reissneri (Far Eastern brook lamprey), 2423 nucleotides. RefSeq names its product coiled-coil domain-containing protein 134-like. Lineage: Eukaryota; Metazoa; Chordata; Hyperoartia; Petromyzontiformes; Petromyzontidae. The record is from RefSeq and is a predicted model, not a curated record.
CCCUGUGGGCUGGUGGAACCAGGUGGUUCCUACCAGUAUAAAUGAACAAGGCUUUGAUUCUCGCACAGAUGGACGGGUGUACUGCGGCUGUCGUGGUGGUCGGGUUGUUUACGAGUUCACAGUCGCCUGUGGUGCUUUGCUGGCGGUCUCCAAUGUCGUGAAGUCGUGGGGAGCGGUGGUGUUGUGGUUAGCGCCACGCUGCGCUACGUACCUGGCGACCCGGGUUCGAUUUUCGCUGAACCGGUCCUGGGCCUCCCCUAGGUCGACUCGGCCUCAAAUGAGUACCUGGUGCGAUGUGUAAACAUCGCCACUGGAGAGACAAAAACGGUCGGGCGUGGUGCUGGCCACCCACCCCCUCGUGCGCCGUGCCGGCCUUCAUAGGUGCUCGCGAACAGCACUUGCCCCAACAGUCUGUUACAGGCUAUACGGGGGAUCUUUGUCUCUAAUUUAGUCAUCGAUAUACGAUACGGACAAGGUAAAUGUUUUACGCGGUUUCAUGAGCACACCGUCAAAGGCCCCAGAACGUCAAGCGGCAAUCAUCAAACAGCACUUUCAAAGUUAAGCAAGAGUUCAGCAAGAGUUAAGUAACAAUUGGAAGGUAACUCCAAAACCGAGCGGUGUGAGGGAAAAAGCAGAAAUGUUGCGACCUGCAGUGUGGCACCUCUGGCUGGCGAGGAAAUGGGCGCUCGUGUGCCCGUGGUGUGGCCACGGUGGUGCGGUGGUGGCGCCGCCACGACCACUGCGCUGCUGCUGCUGCUGCUCGCGGUCGCCGCCGCUGCUGCUGCGGAGGCCCAGGAGCGACGCACCGCCCCGGACAAGGUCUCCCUCGGUCUCUACAAGAAGCUGUUCGAGGUCAAACGCAAGGAGCAGAUGAACGCCCUCAAGACCCUCAUUGAGCUGAGGGACCUCCAGCAGCAGUACAAGAUCAUCGACAUCAUGCUGCAGGGCCUCUUCAAGGUGCUGGAGGAAUCGCGCGUGAUCCUGGCUGCCGCCAACGUGCUGCCUUCAGGCCCCAUCCCCGACGACGCCCGACAGAGGGACGCGUUCUCCCACGUGGUGGAGAACGUGGCGUUCUUCGGCGACGUGCUCCUGCGCUUCCCGCGCAUCGUGCACAGCUACGUGGACGGCAGCGCGGAGCGCCUCGCCCUCGUGCGCUGGGGCCUCCUCUUCUGCAACGGCACAGGCGUCUUCGCCGACGGCACCCACGCGCAGCUGCUGGGCCUGGCGUCGCAGGAGCUGGGUCUCAUCGAGAAGUCGCCCGAAUAUCACAACCCCUUCCAGCUGGACGAGGAGAAGAUGCUGAGGGACACGCAGGUGCUGCGCGAGGCGUUCCGGAAGGAGGAGAAGAGGAGGAAGCAGGAGGAGAAGCGCGAGAAGCGGAAGGGGCCGCGCAUCACGCGCUCCCGCUCCGAACUCUAGCCGGGACCGCACUGCCCGUGCCGGCCGCGUCACCAAUUCGCGACUCCGCCGGGCGACGGCUGCCACCGUGGAACCGUCCGCGAGCUCCCACCGUGCACCGGACCCCCAUCGCUAUCGACGAAACAAGCACCUCCACCCUCCUUUGCCCCUACCCUGCCCCCCGGCAACCGUCAGGCUGACGACGAACGGCCCUGUCUGUAACGACGCCCAAACCCCCCACCUCCUCCCCCCCGCUCCGUAAGGGGAGUUUCUCGAGGAAAACUCGCGCCCGAUCAAAACGUCGUCUCCCGUCGACAACGGGGCAUCGACGUCCGCCGUGAGGGGGAGCAACACAAAUGGUUACGGGCGCUGAAGUCCAAUGCUCGUUCGUCCCGCAGGGCAUCGUGGGAAAAGCCUCGUGAGCUCACGUUCCUCCCGGCCGCCUCGUGCGGCCACCCGCUUCAGGGACGACUGAGCGCGCGAGUCGUUUUGUUUUGGGUUUCGUGUCGAUGCCUUGUGGCGUAAAUGUGUUAUUCGUCUUCGUUGAUUACCCACGAAUUUGAAGCCCCCGCUAUGUUUACAACUCGGCCCGCCACGGCGCGCGAUCACCUUCCGCCCGCCCGCACCGCAUCCGGCGCAGCGACGCAGCGCGAUGUCGUCUCGUGCGUGAUGAGUCUACGCUAAAAAAUUAAUUCCUGCACGAUCGCGAAGCGCGCGUCUUUUCGCCGCGAUUUUGCGAGAAUACGUUCACUCUUUAUUGAAAGGUUGUCUGCUGGUGAUGCAUUCGGUAUCGUGAAGCAAGCAAGAUACGGUACAAACAGGAAACGUUCACGAAAAACACGCUAAUAAUGGACUCUUAACUCGAAUAUCGAACCCGAAUUCACGGAAUUCACGGACUUGGCCGGUGGGGGGUGACGUGGUGGGAACGCCGCCGUGUGACUCGCACCCAAGUGAACUUACACACAUCACGUGGCUUGCGUGACUGCCUUGCACGUGCGCUCUGCACUAAAGUUAAUCUUUGUAAC